AUGGCUCAUGCUCGUGAAGAUCCCUUUUACAACAUCCCAGACAUAGUUACAAAGGAGCUACAGCAGAUACGUUCGAGCAUUUCUCUACUGGAGGUGAAGUGCACGGAGGUAGAGAAAAAGUGCGCGAACCUGCAAUCAGAGAACGCUCUUCUGCGAGAACAGCUCCUGAAAACCACUCAGCUGCUUGCUAACUAUCCUACUAGCAGAGACUACGACACACUGAAAGCAUCAAUCACACAGGUAUUAAACAAUCUCUGGCAGCCGACGGCUCCGUUUAUAAAUCAGCUAAAGCAACAGUUACUCUCCGAAUUGCAAGAAUCCCUCCAAGACUUUUCUCCAAAGGAUAGAGUCUCCAAAGGCGGUUUAAGUGUUGCACUGGCAGAGCAAAUUGCGCUGGAGCUGUCCCCUAUCUAUGCCAAGAUCAGCUCCAUCGAAGAGGCACUACAAAGCAAGGCGAACAAGCGCACUGUCAUAGCAACAAUAAAGCAGCGCUUUGAAGAGAUUGCCGGCAUGGUUACCUCUCUCCAGGAAUCCCUUGCUGAUGUUAUGAGUGAGAAGGCAGAUGCAGAGAGCGUGUCAGACGCAUUGCUUGCAAAGGUAGAUAUCACCAGGUUGCCUGCAAUUCUCGAUCCCUACCUAAAAGCAGAGACCUUCAAUCAAUUUAAGCAAGAAGUAUCUGCAGACGAUGGUAUACUGAGUCGCAUGUCUAAGAUAGAAUUGAAAAUUAUCGCUCAGCAGCAAGCACUCGAAGAAACUAUUCGCACGAGCGUUUCUGUAGUAAUGGAUAAGCUUCAGGAGCAAAUCAGCGAGCUAGAAGUACUGGUGAGGGCCAAUACGGCCACCAUAUCUAAAGCCUGUGCAUCGGCAGACGCUGCCAUGGCAGAUGUCAAAUUGCUGCGUUCAGAUGGUCCUGAGGAAACCACUAAGACCUACAGUCAAAUACUCCGCGAAAUACAAUCUUUUGGUUCUCGCCUAUCUAACAUAGAGGCAGACAUUAUCCGAAAGGUAGACCAUCUUGAUUUCCAAGCCAUGCAAAGGCGAACUCAAGCACAACUCAAUGCCGAGCGGUCCCUUUCACAAGAUCACAAUCGUCCAACUGUUGGACAAGUACGUCAAAUGAUUGCAGAGUCCAUUGAUGCUGUUAUUUCUCACAGGUCCAAUGAUAACCUAUAG
Molecule: messenger RNA, 1173 nt
Organism: Giardia duodenalis
Lineage: Eukaryota; Fornicata; Diplomonadida; Hexamitidae
Exons: 1
Coding region: 1-1173 (390 amino acids)
Source: RefSeq, a predicted model, not a curated record